AAAAAAGAAAAGAAAAAAAGAGAGAUAGCAAGAAAAGCAUACGCAGCAGCAGCGAAAAGAAGCUUCUCCUUCAAGACUCCUCAACUCCUCUUCUCCUACUCAUCUACCACUGUUUCCACCAUUAAAAUCAUCACGCAUUUCUCACGAGUCUCUCUCCCUCCUUCACCAAAAAGCUAAAACCCCACCCUUUAAAAACCCUCUCGACUCACUCUCUAUCAACACCUUCCCCUUCUUCUCCUUCCCUGAAAUGGAAUCGAAUAACAGAUUCAUAAUCAUCUUCAUACUUCUCGUCUUCAAUCUCCAUCGUUCAUCAUCGAUCCUAGACCCACUUGAUUUCCUUGCCCUCCAAUCCAUCCAUAAAUCCCUCUCCGAUCUCCCAGGAUCCACCUUCUUCGCCUCCUGGGACUUCACCUCUGACCCCUGCAACUUCCCCGGCGUCUACUGCGCCGCCGAUAAGGUCAUCUCCCUCAACCUCGGUGACCCCCGUGCCGGCUCGCCCGGUCUGACCGGCCGGCUCGACCCGGCCAUCGGCAAGCUCUCGUCUCUCACCGAGCUUUCCAUCGUUCCCGGACGCAUUUUCGGCUCCCUCCCGGAAUCCCUCUCCCAAUGCAGGAACCUCCGAUUCCUCGCUGUCAGCAAGAAUUUCAUAUCCGGCGAGAUCCCGCCUUCUUUCGCUGAGCUCAAACGGCUCCAAACCCUCGAUCUCAGCUACAAUCAGAUAACCGGAUCGAUCCCGGCACGGAUCGGAGAACUCCCGGCAUUGUCAAAUAUGAUCCUCUGCCACAACAAGCUCUCCGGAUCAAUCCCAACCUUCGUUUCUUCUACGCUGACACGUGUUGAUCUCAAGCACAACGAUCUCUCCGGCCCAAUCGGUGCCUCCGCACUGCCACCUUCAAUCCAAUUCCUCUCGCUCUCAUCCAACCGUCUAUCAGGCACCAUCGAUCGUCUCCUGGUCAGGCUCAACCGCCUCAAUUACCUCGACCUCAGCAUCAAUCAGUUCACGGGCAGCAUCCCGGGCAGGGUAUUCGCAUUCCGGAUGUCGUCGCUGCAGCUGCAGAGGAAUCUGUUCAGCGGGCCCAUUCAACCGUCGAGCCAGGUGACGAUCCAAACCGUCGACAUGAGCUACAAUAGGCUGUCAGGGCCGAUCUCGCCGUUGCUUUCCACCGUCCAGAACUUGUAUCUGAACAACAAUAAGUUGAGCGGGCAGGUGCCGGGCAGCUUCGUGGAUAGAUUGCUAUCUGCAGGGAUUCAAGUGUUGUAUCUGCAGCACAAUUAUCUGACGGGAAUCGAGAUCAAUCCGUCGGCUGAGAUUCCUUUGAGCAGCUCGCUUUGCUUGCAGUAUAACUGCAUGGUGCCGCCCUUGCAGACUCCCUGCCCGUUGAGGGCUGGCAAGCAAAAAACUAGGCCGACGGCGCAAUGUAGCCAGCUGAGGGGAUAGAGAUGGUGAAGGAAAGGAAGGGCAGGGGUUUACGGUAAGGGUAGAAUUGGAAGAAAAUUAUUAGUUUUUUUUUCUUUUUUUUUUUAAUUCUUUAAUUUAUUUUGUUAUAUGGGAUUAUUGGAUUUAAGGAAAAAAAGAAAAAAAGAAAAAAGAAAAAGAGAGACGUAUGAAUAUGAUAUGAAUAAGAGGGGAUUUUUUGC
Molecule: messenger RNA, 1638 nt
Organism: Magnolia sinica
Lineage: Eukaryota; Viridiplantae; Streptophyta; Magnoliopsida; Magnoliales; Magnoliaceae
Product: LRR receptor-like serine/threonine-protein kinase ERL2
Exons: 1
Coding region: 248-1438 (396 amino acids)
Molecular function (GO): protein binding
Source: RefSeq, a predicted model, not a curated record